Molecule: messenger RNA, 3199 nt
Organism: Melanaphis sacchari
Lineage: Eukaryota; Metazoa; Arthropoda; Insecta; Hemiptera; Aphididae
Product: chitinase-like protein PB1E7.04c
Exons: 5
Coding region: 352-2496 (714 amino acids)
Source: RefSeq, a predicted model, not a curated record
CUCUUUUCGGUCGCUGCCAAACCUUCCAUUCUAGCCCAUGUCCAUAUUAUUAUAAUUUACAAUUUACAUUACAGUUCAUUUUGGCUGCCCGUGAAAACUGUGCAGACAACGCAGUUCAAAUAAAGUAUAAUUUAUCUAAUAUCGCACGUAUCACUUAUUCUAAACAUACUGAUCUAAGACGAUUGCUACAAUAAACAUCCUACCACGAACGAACGAAACAGACGCGCAUACACUCGAUCGCCGGCGUUAACACACUCGGCCAGACGCCAUACAAUAUCUCUAAACUUCUGUAUAUAUACAGAUCCACGAAUUCGACGUACGUUCUAGGUGAUUAAAUACCAACGUGCAAAAAUGAGUGAAAAAACCAUGCCAUACUCAUAUGGUACGGAAGUUUGGGUAAAAGUGGUCAAUCGUUAUUGGUGGCCUGGCAUAGUCGUAGAUCCGCUUACAAUUCCAGAUGAACUAUUAGAAUACGUUAACAAGGUAAACCCUAUCGCCGUGGUUCAAUUUAUACAAGAAGACAAAUAUGAAGUUGUUGUCAAAGACGAUAAAAUAACCCCAUACUCAUGUCCUCUUAAAAUUGAUCAUAUUAAAAGAGGGAUAUCUUUACAUAAGAACCAAAAGAAAGGUUUACCAGUAUUAGGUAAAUUUGAUAUGGAAAACUUUAAAAAGGAUGUUGUAUCAAUAGAAAGGCGUAUUGGAGGUGAUAUUUUCAUUUUUGAAACUAUAGAAAAAUCAGAAGAACAUUUAAAGUCCAUCAUGCAAUGUUUCACCCCAUCUAAUGUUAUGAAGCCCAAGAAAAAAGAAGUUAGUAGAAUGUCUUUGCCAGCACCUACACCUAAAGAACUAUUUGUAUCUACACCAAAAUCGAAACGAACUUCUCUUAGCAAACAAAAAACUUCACCUCCAUCAAGAGUUGUAAAACUCCAUACGCCCAUUAGAACACCAAUAGCAAGUGGUUAUGCUUGUCAUGUAAAACCCAACUGUACUUAUACAACUAAUCGUUAUGAUCUUCUAAAACGUCAUAUGGCAUCGCAUAAAAAUGAUACUGAAGAAAAAGUAGUCAAGAAAUCGCCUGUUUCUACUACAAAUAAACGAAAAAAUGUAAAGACUAAAUUGUCGUCAGAUGCUAAAAAAAUUAAACUACAAAACGAGUUAUUAAAAGAUUGGGAAAAUGAUGGCGAUGAUGAAGAUGUAGAAUUUGAUACAAGUAAUGCAUCAACCAGAAGUGAAGUUAAUCCAAGUACAAGUUCAAGUGAAAUUGUAUCAAGUGCAAGUGAAGCUGUACCAAGUACAAGUGAAGCUGUACCAAGUACAAGUGAAGCUGUACCAAGUACAAAUGAAGUUGUACCAAGUACAAGUGAAGCUGUACCAAGUACAAGUGAAGCUGUACCAAGUGCAAGUGAAGCUGUACCAAAUGCAAGUGAAGCUGUACCAAGUACAAGUGAAGCUGUACCAAGUACAAGUAAUGUUGCACCGACCAUAGUUGAUGUUAUACCAACAACAAAAGUUUUAUCGAGUAAAAGUGAUGAUUUAUCCAUCUCAAAUGAAAUUGAAGGAAUUUUAGAUUUCAACAAAAAUGAUAAUAUUACCCCUGUUGUAGAACAAAGACAAAGUAAAUCUGAUUCAACUGAGGAUAAUAUAAAUGAUACAUUUGAACUGCAGUUAACUUCAGAUGUUUUAAACCAUACAGUUUCCAAAAUAUCAUCAAAGGAAUCACAUUUAGUUGAGGGAAAUAAAAAUGAUUCUUCUGAUGAGUCUCAUAAAUUACAAUCAAAUGAGUUUACAGAUAAAAAUGAUGAUCAAACAAAAAAUACUGAAUUACUAUUAGAAAAAACGGUAAAUACUUUAGAUCAAAUUACCCAUUUUGAAAAUUCUCUGAGUGGCAUUUCAAGUACUUUAAAUAAAUCAAAUUCAAAUAUAUUGACCAAAGCUGACAAUAUUAUUGAUGUACCCAAAUUAAGUGAAUUUGAACCUAGUAAUCCAAAUAAAGAUGUUUAUUCAGAGACUGAUAACAUCACAAAUAUUGUUGAAAAUAUGUCUAUUCAGACAGAAAAUCAUGAAUUAGUCGAAAAUAUGUCUAUUCAGACAGAAAAUCAUGAACUUGUUGAAAAUACGUCAAUUAAGAUAGAAAAUCAUGAACUUGUUGAAAAUAUGUCUAUUCAAAUAGAAAAUCACGAACUUGUUGAAGAGAGUCCUAUUGAUCUAGAGAUAGUUCCAAAAUUAGAAGUUAAUCAGUCGAAUGAUACAACAAUGGAUAAGGAUAUGCCUAUUGAGAACACCUGUUCUGUAAAUAGUAUUUCAAGUAGAAUAGAUUCUGAAGCCACUGUGGGAAAUGAAACUGAGUGUCUGAUAGAUGGUCUAGAACCUGAUUGGACAAAAGAAGAUAAUUGGAGAUCAUUUACAGAAAAUGGACUUAAGGAAGCUAAUUCAUAUUCUGCUGAACUCAAGCUGCCUUCUAGCCACGAGUAUACACUGCCUGAGUUUUUGAAGUGAGCUCCUCAAACAAUAACAGGAUAUGUGUUCAGGUGGUGGUUUGGUUAGCAGAGUGCCGUGACAAGUAAAACAUAUACAAAUACUGGGGGAAUCCAGAAAUUGUUCACUGCCAGAUUUGUCAAGUUUUUCAUGUACUUUAGAUUUAAAGUUUAAACCCUGUGAACCAUUUUUAAAAUUUAAUAAGGCCUAAGUAAGGGGAGUAUAUUUAUGUAUAAAUUGCACUUGAUUGGAAAAAUAAGUUGCACAUUAAUUUCUUCGGUAUCUUUCACUGCCAAACACCAUUGUGUUUUAUUAAUUAAAUUUUGGUACUUGUUUUUAUGCUGCAUAACAAAUAUUGUAGUAUGUGAUCUAUUUCUUAAGUGAUUACCGGUUAAUUUUCUUGUUAUUAAUCAUUAAAAUAAGCUAUUUUUGUAUAAGCUUAUUUUUCUUUCCUCACAUUUAAACUAAUUCAUUUGGCUCAUUGUAAUAUUAUAUUUGAACUUGGAAACAUUAGUGUGAAAAGACUGAUAAUUAAUUUGAUUUUUGUAAAGUUUUAAAAAUAUAUUUCAACAGUUUUUGGUAAAUUUUUUACUGGUAAGUAGUUGCAUACAUCACUGAAAUUAUUCUGUACAUGGCAUAUAAGACAAGUACCUUAGAUUUAUUUUUUAUAGUAAAUAUUUUAUUGUUGACUGUUCAUUUAUUUAUCUAUAAUUUUUUUUAUUAG